AGUUUUGCUUGGAACACGUGGGCUACCAACCUUUUCAUUUCCUUCCAGAAUGUGACUUGUCUUCUGUCUUCUCCUUUUCUUUCUCCAAUCGCUUCAAACGACUUUCCUACUCCUCUCUCUCCUCUCCUAAUGCCUUGUUAAACGCCAUUGUUUCCUUCCUUUCUGCUCUCUUUCUCUCCUUUUUUUCUUCAUUUUUGUUGGGCUUUAAUUAAAAUUUUAAAAGGUUUUGUUGUUGUUGCAGUGUUAGUUACUUCGGAUCUGAUUAAAAAUGGAAUAUGAAGAUCAGAUCAAUCAGACCAUAGGUCCAAAAUACCAAUGUCUCUUAUUUGAUUUAGAUGACACUCUUUAUCCUCUGAGUUCUGGUUUGUCAAGGGAAGUUACCAAGAACAUUCAAGAAUAUAUGAUUAAGAAGCUUGGAUUAGAGGAGGAAAAUGUUCCUGAGUUAUGUGCUUCAUUGUACAAGUAUUAUGGAACGACAAUGGCUGGUCUAAAGGCUAUUGGCUAUGACUUUGAUUAUGAUGAUUUUCAUGGUUUUGUUCAUGGGAGAUUGCCCUAUAAAAUGCUAAAACCUGACCCUGUUUUGAGGAAUCUCUUGCUUAGCCUGCCCGUUCGAAAAGUUAUUUUCACGAACGCAGAUAAGAAUCAUGCUGCCAGGGUGCUUAACAGGUUGGGAUUGGAGGACUGCUUUGAAGGGAUUAUAUGCUUUGAGACUCUGAAUCCCAAAAACAAUGGCAACUCUUCCGCUGAUGGUGCAAAAUUCAUUUCAAACACCGUAAUUUUUGACAUGAGUAACUACAGUGCUUGCCCUGAUUCUGAGCUUGAACUUCCUAGUACUCCAGUUGUCUGCAAACCAUUUGAAAAAGCAUUUGAACAAGUUUUUGAGAUUGCCAACAUCAACCCCCAGAAAACGUUGUUCUUUGAUGACAGCAUCCGCAAUCUACAGACUGGUAAAAAUAUGGGCCUUCACACCGUGUGGGUCGGAACUUCUCAUGGAACCGACAGUGUGGAUCAUGCAUUGGAGAGCAUUCACAACAUCAGGGAAGCAUUGCCAGAGCUCUGGGAAGCAGAUGAGAAGGCUGAGAACAUCCGGUAUUCUGGGAAGGUUUCUGUCGAGACAACAGUUAGAGCUUAGCUCUUGGACCAUAUAAGUUUGAUAGGUGUUACUACUCUAUUUGUAACAUGUAACAGAGUGGAUCCUAGACAUAAGAUCUUACUGUUGUAUUUAAUAAAAUUGGUCUCUUUCCCAACCUUGAUCGGA
Molecule: messenger RNA, 1258 nt
Organism: Durio zibethinus
Lineage: Eukaryota; Viridiplantae; Streptophyta; Magnoliopsida; Malvales; Malvaceae
Source: RefSeq, a predicted model, not a curated record